AUGGAUAGUGUGACUCCACUGCCUGUCUUGACAACUCAUUCGUACCAUCUCUUAUCAACUGUUCUGCCAAACAGUUCUCACAUUGAGAAUGCAUCAAAACACGUUUCUGAGCAGUUCUUGUUUCUGGAAACGAGAUGGGCUCAAGUGUUUACUGGACUAGUGGCUUUUACAGCAAUUCUUGUCACCUGUCAUCAGAUCUAUUUGCAUUUAAUUAAUUAUACAUGUCCAAAUGAACAAAGAUGGGUUGUUCGUAUUUUGUUCUAUGUACCAAUUUAUGCAUUCGAAUCAUGGCUUAGUUUAUUAUUUUUAAAACAUGAAGACUAUUAUGUUUAUUUCGAUUCCAUAAGAGAUUGUUAUGAAGCAUUCGUGGUUUACAGCUUUUUAAGUUUGUCAAGAAUUACCACGUUCAUGGGCGUUUUGCACAUGUUGUUUCUAUGGUCAACGUAUACAAUCGAAUUUCUACGGUUUUGUAAACAGGCAACUUUACAAUUUUGUGUUAUUAAACCAUUGACGUCGAUUGCAACUAUCAUUUUACAAGCGAUUGGAGUUUACAAACAUGGAAUUUUUAGCGCUACAAAUGGUUACUUAUAUGUGACAGUAGUGUAUAAUGCAUCGGCAUUUGUAGCCCUUUAUGCUUUAGUCUUAUUCUAUCUGGCAACUCGAAGUAUCCUACAACCAUUUGAUCCAGCUAUCAAAUUCGCUGUUGUUAAAUCUGUUGUAUUCUUGUGUUUUUGGCAAGGUGUUAUAUUAGCUAUUCUAGAAAAGGCUGAAGUUUUGCCUGCUCUACCAAAUACCAAUGCGGGUACAGUUGCAGCAGGAAUACAGAAUUUUCUUAUUUGUUUAGAGAUGUUUAUCGCUUCAAUUGCUCUGCGUUUCGCAUUUCCAUCAUUAUUGUAUUCUGAUGGUGUUGGAACUGGGCCAACAGUUAGCGGUUAUGAUAGUCUAGGUGGAGGUGGUCAUGGUGAACUGUUUCAUGAGACAAAGAAACGUGGAUUUCUUCCGUCUUCUGAUUCAUUACGCAGUCUACGGGAUACAUUCAAUCCAAAGGAUAUGUUAAAUGAUGCAAUUCACAAUUUCCAUCCAAGUUAUCAAAAAUAUACUCAACAACGUAAUUCAAAAGAUGAUUUCGAUGAUGAAUUAACCGAUUCCUAUCAAGGUAAUGUACUUGCUAGUCAUACAGAUCAAUUGAAUAUUCAAUCAACUGUACCAGCGCCGCCAAUACCUCCACCACUUCAACCUCAUUGA
Molecule: messenger RNA, 1245 nt
Organism: Heterobilharzia americana
Lineage: Eukaryota; Metazoa; Platyhelminthes; Trematoda; Strigeidida; Schistosomatidae
Source: the annotation of a GenBank genome assembly